UAUUUUUUAGGAAUCAUUGAGUGACAAAGUAGCAUUAUUUAAUAAACAAGCUACCAGUCACGAAAUAAGCCAACAACAGAACCCUUUUACAAGUGGUAUGAAUCUCGAAAAACCGAAGUUUUCCAAAGAAGAGUAUGGCAGACCAGCGGCGGGAUCGCUGUCAGAUAUUCGCGGGCGUAAAGCAACAGCUCAUAUUCUCAAAGAAAUCCUUGAACUCUGUGAUGUUAUUUAUCAGAACGGACAACCUUGCAAAGACGAUCCAAAUAUAACUGGGAUUACUUUUGGAGAUUUAUUCAAUAUUUAUGUGGCGAUCAGUGACAAAUGCGUAGGGAUGUUACUAAGAGCUAGAAAACAAGGCUUUGUUCAAUUCGAGGGCGAAGUUCUUUUCCAGAGACGUGACGACGAUGUACCAAUUUUUCUAGUUAAACCGAUCGCAGAAAUAAGGCAAACAUUGAAAGAAAAAAUUGAAGAAUCGAAGCGCGAAACAAUGUUUCACUGA
Cotesia congregata is the source of this 499-nucleotide messenger RNA. The record is from the annotation of a GenBank genome assembly. NCBI's taxonomy places the organism in Eukaryota, Metazoa, Arthropoda, Insecta, Hymenoptera, Braconidae.